AUGGAAUUCCUUGAAGAACUAGAAGACCUAGUAAGAGAAGAUAACAUUAUGAUAAUUGGGGAUCUGAAUGCUCAGAUCAGCAUGGAUAUAAAUGGAUAUGAGGAGGUGAUGGGCCCUUUUGGAUACGGAAGAAGAAAUGUUGAGGUGAAGAAUGCAUUCUUCAAGAAACAAGAUAGCCAUAAGAUUACUAGAUAUGGCUGGGAUGACAACUCUAAGACAGUUAUAGACUAUAUAUUAACAGACAAAUUAACUGGAGGAAAAGUAAGGGACACUAAAGUCAUACCAAGUGAGCAAUGGGAUAGUAACUACAGGUUACAAGUGGCUGAUCUGAAUUAUAAGAUGAAAAGUUUGAAUGCUGUACAAAGAAUGCCAAAAAUUCAGGAGUGGAAGUUGAAAGAAGAAGAAAAUAAGAAAAGUUUCCAAAAUCUAGUAGCAAAAAAAAUGCCAAACACUGAGAGGGGUGGUGUAUAG
This is a messenger RNA of Schistocerca piceifrons (Central American locust), 471 nucleotides long. RefSeq lists its product as uncharacterized. The coding region runs from base 1 to 471 and encodes 156 amino acids. Lineage: Eukaryota; Metazoa; Arthropoda; Insecta; Orthoptera; Acrididae. The record is from RefSeq and is a predicted model, not a curated record. The transcript is spliced from 2 exons.